Messenger RNA from Portunus trituberculatus (swimming crab), 895 nucleotides. Its product is annotated as secretory phospholipase A2 receptor-like. Bases 73 to 564 code for a protein of 163 amino acids. The transcript is spliced from 4 exons. The record is from RefSeq and is a predicted model, not a curated record. NCBI's taxonomy places the organism in Eukaryota, Metazoa, Arthropoda, Malacostraca, Decapoda, Portunidae.
UUGUGGGCGCCCUGGGAGGGUAUAUAGACGGCGGCGCGGGGCUGGCGCGUCACUCCUGCCGGUGUCUUGACAAUGGACAAGCGAUCUGUGUUCCUGCUGGUGGUGGUGGUGGUGGUGGUGGCGCUGGCUGGCAGUGUGGGUGCCGCAUGCCCCGCCGGCUACCAUUUCGUCACGUACGGCACCUGCAUUAAGUUGUUACCCUUGACCGGUCCCUUCCAUACAACAUGGGAGGAGGCGAACGAUGCGUGUGAGAAGGAAGGUGGUCAGCUGAUCUCUCUCGACACCCCGCAAAAGAUGGAACAAUUCACCGCCAAAGUAUUCGAGCUGGGAAGCGAUUUCUACGGGUACCCUUACUGGGUCGGUGUGAGCAAGACCGAAACAGGCUGGCGCUGGCUCAAUGGAGAAGAACUAUCUCUCAGGUCCUACAUGUGGCUUCCAAAUGAACCCGACAAAAAAUAUAACUUUAGCCACGCACAGAUCCUCUCCAUGGACAACAACCCGCGCCAUUACAUCAGUUCCACAGAUUCCGGGCGGGGCUCCGCAUGUGAGACCAGCCAAAUCUAAUAAAGGACCACAUUUGUAAACACUUCUGGCUGCACUUCGGCUGAAAAACAGAGUUUAUGGUUUUACUGAGAGAUUAACAAGGUUUCUACAUUAUCAACAUGAGAAACACCCUUGAGAACCCAGUCAAUCGUCUCUGUGGCCUUUGAAAAUAGUCGUGGUGAGAGAGCAAUGUGUUCUGAAUGCUGGCAGAAGUCGCGUCUUGUUAGAUUGCUUGGGAAUUUUUGUAUAUGUGAUGUUUGUGUUGUCUCUGCAGUAUUUGGGACGGGGACUCAUGUAAGAGGAGGAAAGAAUGUUGCUAUGUGUAAUCAAUAAACAUUUCUCUAUAACUGUC